Messenger RNA from Plasmodium gonderi, 823 nucleotides. Its product is annotated as variable surface protein. The transcript has 3 exons. The record is from RefSeq and is a predicted model, not a curated record. The annotation marks the transcript as partial. Lineage: Eukaryota; Apicomplexa; Aconoidasida; Haemosporida; Plasmodiidae.
AUGGCUAAUAACAUUUAUGCACACGUACAUCAAUUUCACAAAUGGAAAGAUACCAUGACAACAAUUAAAGACGAAGAUUCAGAAAUAUACAACUCAUUGUGCGAAGGAAUAAAGGGAAUUGAAGAUGAUAUUAAAUCUGAAUUUAACAAAGAAUGUCCCAAAUCUUUAUAUUUUUUAAAGGAUAUAGAACGUUAUUCAUUUCAUGAUUAUAACCUAAAAAGAGCAGCUUGUAUAUACAUGUGUUAUUGGUUAUUUCAUGACAGUCUGAAGGAAAAGAAAUAUGACAUCCAAGAAGUAUAUAAAUCCAUUCUAGAUAAGUACAACAAUAAUGAGGAUGAAUAUUUUAAGGACUGUAUGAACAUAUUUAUUAACGAAGAUGUACUCAAUAAACUUAAGCAUAUAUAUGACAUGUAUACAGAACUUAAAAAUAUGGAUAAUGGAACAUGUGAUGUAAAUAGAUGUCUAUGCGCCAAGAAAUGUUCUAAUUUAUAUAUGCAGCAUGUGGAAGAAUGUAAACAUAAAAAUAACAACGAUUUUUGUAAUGAGCUAGAAAAAGUUAGAAGUCAAUAUAAUGAACAAAUGAUAAAUACAAAUUGCACAGAUGGUACACCGAAGUUUUUACCUUCUUUCCAAACAUUUAGUUCAAUCAAACUUAUCUUAAGUACAUUUGUUCUAUUAAUAAUAUUAUCAAUUUUUAUAAUUGUAUUACAUAAGUUUAUUUUUAAAUCCAACUUAAGGAGUAAAAUAAUGAGAAAAAGUAAACAGAGAGAAGACAUAUAUAAUGAAUGUAGUAUAAUGCAACCAUCAGAAUUAUCAUGUAAUA